CUGGACUGUCGACGUCAUUCGUUCACCAUCAGAGUAUGCACUGUCUGGAAUCCCUUACCAUCUCAUGUCGUUUGUGCCACGACGGUUGAUUCUUCCAAGGUAAAACUUGAAGAAUCAUUAACACAUUACACUGCAACAUCCUUGAGCACACAAUGCAACCGAAUACAGCAAUUGGAAUUUUAUUCAUGGAUUCAAUUCAAUGCUUUGGCUCUGGAUGCAGCCAAACGGACACGGCGCCUCACUUGGUUAGGUCUUGGUGCAAUGGGCUUGCAAUUCGGGCUUUUGGCACGCCUCACGUGGUGGGAAUACUCCUGGGAUAUCAUGGAACCGGUGACUUACUUUGUCGGUUACGGAACCAGUAUGGCGAUGUACGCGUACUACGUAGUUACGCGACAGGAUUACUCAUUUCCUCAAGUGUUCGAUCGGGAAUAUUUGAAGAGAUUUUACAAAUCUGCCGAGAAAAUCUCAUUUGAUGUGGAUCGCUAUAACGAGUUAUGCGACCAGCUGGCAGAAUUAAAGUCAGAGCUACGACGACUACGUGAUCCGCUUUACUGCAAUUUACCACUUCAACAAACUGCAUACCUGGUACCGGAAAGAGUCGAGCAAAGCCUGGCCCGUGGACCACCAAAGUUUACCACCACUACUACGACUACUCCUCCUCGACCAUGA
Messenger RNA from Echinostoma caproni, 669 nucleotides. The record is from the annotation of a GenBank genome assembly. NCBI's taxonomy places the organism in Eukaryota, Metazoa, Platyhelminthes, Trematoda, Plagiorchiida, Echinostomatidae.